This is a messenger RNA of Hibiscus syriacus, 1455 nucleotides long. Its product is annotated as probable strigolactone esterase DAD2. The record is from RefSeq and is a predicted model, not a curated record. The transcript is spliced from 6 exons. The coding region runs from base 1 to 1455 and encodes 484 amino acids. Lineage: Eukaryota; Viridiplantae; Streptophyta; Magnoliopsida; Malvales; Malvaceae.
AUGGCGCUUUUCGAGGAAGAGCGCUCGACGGAGAAGCCAUCUUCUUCUUCACCCUCAUCCUUGUCGCCCACUGCUUCUUCGCAAAGCGUUAACUACCUUGCCAAGUCUGUACCUAGAGGAAGUGUUAUCGUGCAGCAAGGAAAUUCUUGUAAGGAGUGGCUUGAGUGGGUUGCUUCCCGAUUGGACCUGGACGGACUUUCUAGACUAAUCGUGCUCCUGUGGAAUGUGUGGAACCGGAGGAAUAAAUGGGUGCAUGAUGAGGAGAUUCAAGAGGAUAGAGACGUGAUGACGAUCACUUUGGGAUUAUGUGCCAAAUUUUCGGGAGCUAACCAAGCUGAUUGCUUCACUCGCCCCCAGCAGAGGUCUUUCAAGUGCCACAAAUGGAGCUGUCCCGAUCCAAGCUAUGUCAAGAUCAAUGUAGAUGGGGCCUAUAAACCAUCGGAGAAUACUACUGUUAUUUCAGUGGUUGGUAGAGAUCACAAUGCGAUGGUUCUUGAGGGAAGAAAGCUGUCUGGGUUUGUUGGCCUUCGAGGAGGACUCUUUGCUGCAUCUCAUGAACUUCCUUCUGAAGCUAAAGAGGCGUCCAUAGAGUUGGUAGUAAUCGGUGAAGAUGGAGAUCUGUUAUCCAUUUGCAAUGGAAAGUUGUGUGCUAACGGCGGCAUAGCAGACGCACUGAACGCAAAGAUAUACGGAAACGACACUCAAACGGUGGUUCUGGCUCAUGGCUUCGGCGAGACGCAGGGUGCAUGGCAUUUCCUCCUCCCCAUGCUUGCCUUGUACUUCAAGGUGGUGGUUUUCGACAUGGUUUUCUCCCCCAACGUUGACCCUUUGCUUUAUGAUCCUCAAAGGUAUCACUCUGAUUUCAAGGCCUACGCCGAUGAUUUGGUGUGCCUCGCAGAUCGGCUGCAACUCAACCACACUGUUUAUGUAGGCCACUCCAUGGCUGCCAUGGUUGGAUGCCUGGCAGCAAUCAACAGGCCUCACCUUUUUAACCACCUUGUUCUUCUCAGUGGCUCCCCUAGGUACAUCAAUGAAGAAGGAUACGAGGGAGGCUUUACCAAAUCAGAAAUCAAAGCAGUCUACAGAAACAUAAGUGAAAAUUUCAGGGGGUGGGUUCAAAAUUUUGCACCAACAGCUGUGGGAGUGAACAAUACGGCCGCCAUAGCUGAAUUUAAUAAAAGCUUGGGGAGGAUGAAACCAGAUAUUGCGCUGAGUGCUGCUAAAGCUGUUUUCUCAAGUGACCUCAGACACAAGUUACCUCGAGUUAAAGUGCCUUGCACAAUAAUCCAAUCCAAAAAUGAUUACAUUGUUCCUCGAGCAGUAGCAUUUUACAUGAAAAGCAAGGUCGGAGGCAAUGCCAAAGUCAAGAUGCUAAAUACAGAGGGACAUUUCCCCCAUCUAACAGCAUAUAAUUUACUAUUUAGGGUUCUAAAACAAGUUCUAAUCAAGAAGUAG